This is a messenger RNA of Eremomyces bilateralis CBS 781.70, 1036 nucleotides long. Its product is annotated as NmrA-like family domain-containing protein. Bases 80 to 988 code for a protein of 302 amino acids. The transcript has 3 exons. The record is from RefSeq and is a predicted model, not a curated record. Lineage: Eukaryota; Fungi; Ascomycota; Dothideomycetes; Eremomycetales; Eremomycetaceae.
CAAAUACCAAUACGAGCAUUGAUACUAUCGCAACGACUAUCAGCAAGUCCAAGCGUGUAACCCCUCCAAUUUUCCGACAAUGGUAAAAUUUAUCACCGUUUUCGGUGCUACUGGCAUCCAAGGAGGCUCAGUUAUCAAAGCGAUUCUGGGCGAUGCAACUCUUGCGAAAGAGUACUCCAUUCGAGGCGUGACUCGCGACACGUCCAAACCCAAGGCUCAAGCACUGGCUCAGAAAGGUGUUGAAUUGGUGACGGCGAACAUGGACUCCAAGGACUCGAUCGUCUCUGCGAUCGAGGGUUCUGAUAUCAUCUUCCUUGUGACCAACUACUGGGAGACUGGUGAUCCUGAAGUUGAGAAAGCUCAAGGUAAAACCGUCGCUGAUGCGUCCAAAGCGGCCGGAGUCAAGCAUAUCAUCUUCUCCUCUUUGCUCAAUGUGACGAAAAUUUCCGGCGGCCGGCUCCCACACGUGAAACACUUCGAUGGGAAGGCGGAAAUCGAAGAAUACAUCCGUUCCUCAGGGAUCCCGGCAACUUUUGUUCUGCCAGGUUACUAUAUGUCCAACUACCUGCAGAUGCUUCAGAAGGGAGAUGACGGCUCCUACAGCCUUGCGUAUCCAGUCAGCAAGGAGGCAAAGUUCCCCCUUUUCGAUGCGGCCGAGGACAUGGGCAAAUUUGUGAAGCCCGCUCUGAAGAAGCCAGAAAAAUUCAAUGGCAAACGGAUUCUGGCAGCGACCGACUACUAUCCUGUCGCGCGCAUUCUCGCUGAGUUUGAGGAGGUGACUGGGAAAAAGAUCAACUUCAAUCAAAUUAGCGCGGAUCAGUACAAGAGCUUCCUACCAGACUACAUGGCGCAAGAGAUGCUGGAGAACCACUUGCUGAUCGAGGAGCCAGGAUAUUACAAUGGCACGUCCUUGCAGGAGAGUCUGGAUGCCUUGGAGGACAAACCAACGACUUGGAAGGAGUUUGUGAAGAAAAGUGGUUUUCGAUAGGGUAGAGACUUGCAAUCCCAUUGUUUAAUGAUCUGACAGACUACUGUU